This is a messenger RNA of Clarias gariepinus (North African catfish), 1343 nucleotides long. Its product is annotated as GTPase IMAP family member 3-like. Lineage: Eukaryota; Metazoa; Chordata; Actinopteri; Siluriformes; Clariidae. The record is from RefSeq and is a predicted model, not a curated record. Gene Ontology annotation, molecular function: GTP binding. The coding region runs from base 79 to 1341 and encodes 420 amino acids. The transcript is spliced from 3 exons.
CAUAACGUAGGUCUAAUUUCCCCCACAGAUUUAUGUCCCACUCGGAGAUGCCAGAGCAUACCCAUUAUACCUCCCUCAAUGUCUGAAGUGAGGAUUGUACUUCUGGGGGAAGAUGUUCUCCAAACCAACAGAGUGGGAAACUUCAUCCUAAGCAGAUCUGCAUUUCAGACUAAAGUUCCUUCUUCAGUGAAGCUGCACUGUGAGAGAGCCAAUGUUCAGUUGGAGGGAAGAAGCAUCACUAUCAUCAACACUCCCCAUCUCUAUAACCCUCAGCUCUCUCAGGAGGAACUGACUCAGAGAGUAAAAGAGUGCAUUACUCUCACUGAUCCUGGACCUCAUGUGUUUCUUUUAGUGCUUCAGUCAGGAACACUCGCACAUGAGCGACAUGACAGAGUCAGAAACACACUGGAGACUUACAGCCCACUGUCUAGGGAACGUUCAAUAGUGAUAACUACAGGUGAAGACCAUGGAGUCAUCAGUGAAUGUGAAGUGAGACACCACAGAAUACAGGAUAUAUCUGCAUUUGAUAAACGUCAAGUUCUCCAGCUUUUGGGGAAAAUAGAUAUGCUGCUGAAGGAGACUGGAGGAACAGACCUACAAGCGAGGAAAGCUACACUGAGAAGUCAUCAGGAUUAUUUGACUGAAGACACAUCAAAGACAGAUGGAGAAACACUAAGGGGGGAUCUGGAGGAGAAUAAAGAUUCAAAACUGACUCCACAUUUGAAACUAGUAAUGCUGGGGAUGAAAGGAGUAAAGACCUCAAUAUCUAACCUUUUAUUGAGUGAAAAUCCAUCACAGGUCCAGACAGAGCACAGCUUGAUGUGUGUAAAGCAGGGAGAAGUGUGUGGAAACCUGAUCACACUGGUGGAGAUACCUGCUUUCUUUAACAGUCAGCUCUCAGAACAGGAAGUGAUGCGUCUGACUCUACACUGUGUCUCUAUAUGUGAUCCUGGAGUUCAUGCUUUCCUCAUUGCGGUUCCUGGAGAUGCUCUAACUGAUGAAGAACAAUCAGACCUAGAGAUGUUUCAGAGUAUCUUUGGCUCAAGAGUUCAUGACCACACCAUAUUCCUCAUCAACCAGCAGUCUCAAAGGGAGCAGUUACAUGAGAGUCUUCACUCUGUGAUAAAGGCAUGUGGAGGACGAUAUGGAUUCUACAGCAGCAGAACAGAUGCAGCAGAACUCAUUACACGCGUGAAGGACCUUCUGAAAGAGAACUGCAGUCAUCUGUACACCAUGGCCAUGUAUACUUAUGAACAGAUUCAAACACAGCUUCAGUACAAAAGUGAAAAGGAAUAUCUUCAACAGAUGAGCAAUCAAACACAAGGUACAGUGUUCAAUUAAAA